This is a messenger RNA of Dicentrarchus labrax (European seabass), 2816 nucleotides long. It is a transcript of the gene dclre1c, whose product is annotated as DNA cross-link repair 1C, PSO2 homolog (S. cerevisiae). Gene Ontology annotation, biological process: interstrand cross-link repair; protection from non-homologous end joining at telomere; double-strand break repair via nonhomologous end joining. The record is from RefSeq and is a predicted model, not a curated record. The transcript is spliced from 15 exons. Gene Ontology annotation, molecular function: 5'-3' DNA exonuclease activity; damaged DNA binding. The coding region runs from base 299 to 2290 and encodes 663 amino acids. Lineage: Eukaryota; Metazoa; Chordata; Actinopteri; Moronidae.
GGCAUUGUUAAUCCGGUAUUUAAAUAAAUAAUGUAAAAGAACGUGGAUAAAAAAAUGCGUGUGUAUUUUUUGUUUUUAAUAAUAAAUAAAAUAAAUAAAUGCGGGCGUACAGAUUGACCGUUAGAUGGCGGUAAUGCGCCUGCGCCGUUAAAAAAAAAAAAAAAGCAAACAAAGAAGAAACUGAAAUCGGUGGGCGGCACAAACAACCGCCGGCGAUGUUAGCUAAAACAAAUACGCUCUCUCGGCUGGAAAUAACGUUUAACAGUUCACUAAUUUCAACUUCAACUUGGGCGUGAACAUGAGUUCGUUUGCGGGCCGAAUGAAGGAGUAUCCCACCGUUUCUCUGGACCGGUUCGACCGGGAGAACUUACUUUCCCGGGCAUAUUUCCUCUCCCACUGUCACAAAGAUCACAUGAAGGGACUGAAAGGACCGAUACUGAAGAGAAAACUGGAGUUCAGUCGCACAGUCAGGCUGUACUGCUCCUUUGUGACCAAGGAACUCCUGCUGAGCAAUCCCAAGUACGCUUUCUGGGAGGAAUACAUUGUCCCCUUAGAGCUGGAGAGCCCAACGCAGAUUUCUCUGGUUGAUGAAACAUCUGGAGAGAAAGAAGAUCUCGUGGUCACGUUACUUACCGCAGGCCACUGUCCCGGCUCUGUAAUGUUCCUGUUUGAGGGUUCCCAGGGAAACGUGUUGUAUACAGGAGACUUCAGGUUGGCCGCCGGAGACGCCUCGAGGAUAGAACAUCUGCACUCGGGCAGCAGAGUGAAGGAUAUUCAGAGUAUUUAUCUGGACUCCACUUUCUAUGACCCACGAUUCUACAAAAUUCCUACUCGGGAGGUCUGUCUGAACGGUAUCUUGGAGCUUGUUGGAAACUGGAUCAGUCAGAGUCCAUAUCAUGUUGUGUGGCUCAACUGUAAAGCUGCGUAUGGAUACGAGUACCUGUUUACCAACCUGGGAGAGGAGUUCAACACACAGAUCCAUGUCAGGAGUCUGGCGAUGUUCAAGAAGAUGCCAGAGAUCCUGAGCUACGUGACGACUGACCGCAGGACACAGAUCCAUGCAUGUCGACACCCUAAGGACGAGGAGUUUUUCCAAGGCAGCCGGCUGCCGUGUGGCUGCACAGCCUCUGACGGGACUCCUCUUCGCAUCAUUAGCAUCAAACCGUCCACCAUGUGGUUCGGAGAGAGAAUGAGGAAAACCAACGUGAUCAUAAAAACAGGAGCGAGUUCCUACAGAGCCUGCUUCAGUUUCCACUCCUCCUACUCAGAGCUUAAAGACUUUCUCUCGUACCUCCGGCCAGUCAACAUCUACCCCAGCGUUAUUCCUAUUGGUCGGACACUGACCGAGGUUACACAGAUGUUGAAGCUGAUGUGCAGGAACCAGUCGGAUGGAGCAGCGUUCAUAUACAAACCCCUGGGAGUCCUCAAGCGCAGUAAGGUGGAGCGACAUACAUACGAUUCAGACAGUGAUGACGAGCUGUUUGACGGGUUGGACCUGGAACCAGUGAGGAAGAAGAUGGGGCUGAACCAAGAACUAAAAAACGCGAACGCUGAGAGUCCUCAGAAAACAGCGCCCCCUGUGCCCGUGGAGGAGUCUUUACCUCUCGCGGUCACAGACGCGCAGCCUGUUGCACGCAACUUCGUGGACUGCACUGAGUCCAAUGAUGAAGAGGAAGAUGAGGAUCAGCAGGAGGAGGAGGAGAACGCGGAAAAGGGGGAUACAAAGCUGACGAAGGAGGAGACUGGGGCGAUAAAGGAAAGCGAGAGGAAUAAAGAACCUGAGAAAAAGGACACUGAGGUACCUGGUUCCCCUAAUCCUCCAAAAUGGGAGGAUUUCUUCACCACAGACACGCUGACAGACAGCCAGAACAGCCUCAACAGCCAAUUACAAUCCUGCUGCUCUGUCCCGAGCCCCGCCCCUUCCAGACUGACAGGUUCACAGACCCCGGAGCUGUUCAGCGACGAAGGAGAAACCCCCGACAACGACGAAAACUUCAGUCUCACCCUGUCUGCCUCUCUGUCAAAUCAUUCCUCCCAGAACCUGGACUCGUGUUUACCUGACACCUUGAUUCUCCAACCAGAGCAGGGGGGGCGGGAACAAGGAGACAAGAGGCCCAGUACUGUGGCUCAGGAGGAGAGCAACGACCAGAAGGAGCUGUCGGAGUCUCAGGUGUCGUCGGAUUACGAUAUUCCCUGCACGCCGGAGUCGAAAACGCCACGACCUGAUGAAUUGUCGCAGUUGUACAGGAAGCUGGCGUCAGGAGAGGAUGUGAUCAGAAAGCGAGACUGAAAGUAACGUUAAAGGGACGUUUUUGGUGAGCCACAUUCCUUCUAUUGGUCCACAGUAAGGUUAAAGGUUGUGGACAGGCCGAUAAUUAAUGUCCUCGCAAUACAAAUGGGUACAACAUGAAAGUGAGAGUCGCUCACUGUUCAGGCUGUGAGCUUUAUAGUGAAUGAGUCUCUGUUCUUCCAGACGUUCAGCUUGAAUCUACGCAGCUUUGUACGUUAUAGAGCUUCUAUAAUACCUCUCGUGCCUUUACAAGCUUCAGUCGAACCUCUAAACCACACAAACCUCACUUAACUACGUAAAGCAACAGAAACACACACACACGGUUCAUUCCUAUGCACUUUAAGUUCACCCGUGGCUCACAUGUACCAAUGCACCUGUGCACUUAACGGCUGACUCUCCCUCUUUGUUGGCAGUUUGUGGUUUGUUCUGCUUCUUCAUUGUGAAGUGGAUCAGUGUUUUUUGUCAAGCAUUUUUGUAUCGAAGCAGAACUUUUGUUUCAAAUAAAAAAAGUUUUAUUUCAACUGAA